UCAAUGUUCUUGUUCGUUUUUUUGACAAUGAGGAAAAUGCUGUUAAAACGCAACACCUCGCUAGUCGAAAAAUGAACAUAGCCAAUGCUGCAGCACUUACCCAGGAAUUGAAGGAUGUGCUGCAGUCCUAUGGUUUAGGGCUGCAGCAGGUGACCAGUAUUUUACUGGACAAUUGUGCGGUUAUGCGGGGAAAGAAGUCCGGUCUCGAGACACAGUUGCGCAGGGAGAACCCGCACCUGCUGGAUAUAUCUGGCGACACAGUCCAUAUGGUUUCUAACGGUGCAAAAGCCAUGAUGAGCCCUUUCAAGGCAGAGGUGGAAGAUUUCUGCUCGGAUGUGUUUUAUGACAUAGAGAAGUCUCCGAAACAGAAAGAAAUAUUUUCGGAAUUCCAGAGAUUACUCCAUCUUACACCGAAGAGCUUGAUCAGGCCCAUCAGUAACAGGUUCCUGCAGAUGUUGGAGGUGUGCAAUAGGGUGAGAGAACUCCUGGAUGUCCUGAUUGUGCACUACUACAACCUACUGGAUCCGGGCGAAGAGCAUAAAUACAGGUGUCCUUCCAACAUUUCAGGCAUUUCUGAAAAAACUGCAACAUGAGAAACCAAUGGUGCACUUGUUGCAUGUUGAAAUGUUGGCACUGGUAAGAGAGCUGCUAAGCAAAUUCAUGAAGCCAGGAGCUAUCCCCCUGAGUGUCAAAGAGAUCCUCAAGAUCAAUGUACGGGAUGCAGCGUUACAGCUGCCUAACAAAUCCCUGUGUGUUGGAAAAUAUGGAUACUCUGCCUCUUCCGUGUGGCGAAGACACUGUGGGUUGGAAACUUGUACAACUCCCUCAGAGAGGGCUACAUGAAGGCAGCAGAGUUUCUACUCAAAAACCUUCCCCUCGACAACCACAUGGUCACCUCACUCUCGGCUCUGACCCCAUCCCUCAUACAGUGUGACUCCUUAGGUUCAGCAUUCAUGGCAUUAGGGAAGGCCUUGCCUAAUGUGGUUCCACCUGAAGCACUCGGCCCACUGCGGGAGGAGGUUCGUGCAUACCAAAUAGAUGCUGACCUGGUACCUCUGGCCAAUACCUAUGUUGAAGAAAACAGCCGAGUGGAUGUGGACUGGUGGAGUCAGGUGGCACUUCUAAGAAAUUCAGAAAGAGGUGUGAGAUACCCAACCCUGAUCAAACUUGUGAAAGCCCUUCUUUCAAUUUUCACAGGCCCGCUGGUGGAGGGGUCUUUCAACAUAAUGGAUGACAUACUGGAGGCAGACAGGUGCAGGAUGAAUGUGGAAACGUAUGAGAGCCUCGCCAUAAUUAAGUCAACAAUGAAAGCCAGGAAGUGGACGGCCUCAACAAUGUUAAUUGACCAGCCUUUAAGGAAUUCUUGCCUUUCCUCCUAUAAAACAUACCAACUCCACCUAGAGAAAAAGAAGGCAAGAGAACAGGGAAUGAGGGAGAAAAGGAUGAGUGAGGCCAUGAGGGUGAGGUCUACAGCGGUGGCAAACAGAAUAGUGACCCAGGCGAAGAAAUCAAAAGGGCCAUCCUCUUCCUCCACUAGGCCAGCUGCCUCACCUAGACCAACCAGACCUUCACCAAAGACCAUCUCCUCUGCAAAAACAAGACCUUUUCGACCCACUGGGCCCUCCACCACCUCCUCUGGGGCAGCUAAAAAGCCAUCCAGCUCCUCCUCUGGGCCCUCUGCCUCCUCGUCUGGGGCAACUAAUAAGCCUUCCGCCUCCUCAUCUGGGCCCUCUGCCUCCUCAUCUGGGCCCUCUGCCUCCUCAUCUGGGCCCUCUGCCUUCUCAUCUGGGCCCUCUGCUUCCUCAUCUGGGCCCUCUGCCUCCUCCUCUGGGCCAUCCACUGCAUCCUCUGGGCAACCAAAGUUAUUUUCUCUGUUUCAUGGUCCAGCCAAGAAAUCCUCUUCAAUAGCCUCAACUACCUCUGGAAAAAGGAAGAGUUCGGAUGACUCAGAACCCGGAAAAAAGAGGAAAAAAUAGAGCACUUUGUUUCAUUUUUUGAAUCUAGUUUUGAUAACUUAAACCCCACUAAAAAGUACUUUGGAGAUACAAAUGCACUUUGUUUAUUUCUUUCUAUUUGAUUUAAGUUAUCAUUUCAUGUAGGAGUUAAUGUUUUUGAUUACUUGUUUUGAUAUUACUUGAUAUAACUUUCUAUUGGUUUUAUUAACAUCUGUGUAUUUAAUUUGCCAUUUUAUUUCUGAUGAACAAAGUUCAAAGUUAUUGAAAUGUUGAAAUUGUUGAAUUAUUUGAUUUAUUAAAACUGUUUGAAAAGUAAA
Messenger RNA from Eleginops maclovinus (Patagonian blennie), 2272 nucleotides. RefSeq lists its product as uncharacterized. The coding region runs from base 840 to 1976 and encodes 378 amino acids. The record is from RefSeq and is a predicted model, not a curated record. The transcript has 2 exons. Lineage: Eukaryota; Metazoa; Chordata; Actinopteri; Perciformes; Eleginopidae.